Molecule: messenger RNA, 169 nt
Organism: Sphaeroforma arctica JP610
Lineage: Eukaryota; Ichthyosporea; Ichthyophonida
Source: the annotation of a RefSeq genome assembly
AUGUGGCCCGAUCACUUGGUGGCGUUCCUAGUCGAGAAUCUCUUCAACUGGCUGUCGCUGGUAGGGCUCAACAACAACCACUGGUACUACCACAAGAUCAUUGCGCAUGUGCGAGGCAUCAUGCACGCCCACCCGAGCAGGUCUAUAGUCAUCACAGGACACUCACUAG